AGCAGAAGUGAGUCCCACAGGCUGAGUGCUGGAGAGCUGCAUCGGCGAUCGCAGCGGUAGAAGCAGCAAUUUAUCUGUGUGCAGCCCCAAACUGGGAAGAAGAUGCUAAUUAAAGUGAAGACGCUGACCGGAAAGGAGAUUGAGAUUGACAUUGAACCCACAGACAAGGUGGAGCGAAUCAAGGAACGUGUGGAGGAGAAAGAGGGAAUUCCCCCACAGCAGCAGCGGCUCAUCUACAGUGGUAAACAGAUGAACGAUGAGAAGACAGCAGCUGAUUACAAGAUACUGGGUGGUUCAGUCCUCCACCUGGUAUUGGCUCUGAGAGGAGGAGGUGGUCUUAGGCAGUGAUGGACCCGCCCUCCAUUUCACCUCCUUGCCCUGUCGCUCAUUAUGAGUAAUCAUGUAUCCUCUCACACUGUGGGACACCAGAGCCACUGCCCCCUCUCCUGGAUGCCCAGUCUUGUGUGUCUGUUGGUGGGAGACUGUGAGGACCCCAGGAUGCAGUGUUCCUGGCCCGAAGGGCCCUUGCUGGCUAUUGGGUUUUAGUUUGCAGUCCUGUGUGCUUCCCUCUGUUAAUGGCUAUGUCCCUGGUUGUCAAUAAAAUAUUUCCUGGCCUCCUG
This is a messenger RNA of Lipotes vexillifer (Yangtze River dolphin), 620 nucleotides long. It is a transcript of the gene NEDD8, whose product is annotated as NEDD8 ubiquitin like modifier. Lineage: Eukaryota; Metazoa; Chordata; Mammalia; Artiodactyla; Lipotidae. The transcript has 4 exons. Gene Ontology annotation, molecular function: protein binding. The coding region runs from base 103 to 348 and encodes 81 amino acids. The record is from RefSeq and is a predicted model, not a curated record.